UUCUGCCUAAAAUUUUUCUAAUAAUUAUUCUUCCAUUGAACCAACUAUAAAUCCAGACAUAAUUUGUUUUAAAGAAAUUAAUCUUCGUAAAAAUAUGAAAUUUAAAACUUUAUUUUUGUAUUGAUGCUUGUAUGCCUGAGUUGGGGCUAUAAAUCCAAGUGUAGACAAGAAUUUUCCCUUCUGGCAAAUGCUGAGAGAUUUUCUUUUUGGCUGCCCACUGCUUCUCCCAGCUCCCAUUCUUCAACCAGGCUGGCUUAUCAGACAACACAAACCCUAACCCACCUUCAUAUCUCUUCUUCAUCAUCAUCAUCAUCAUCUUCUCUGAGAAUGAACCUAGAAGAAAAGGUGACCAUGGACUUGGUUCCACCAUCUGAGCAUCUCUGCUACGUUCGCUGUAACUUCUGCAACACUGUUCUUGCGGUUGGAAUUCCAUGCAAGAGAUUGCUGGAUACUGUGACAGUGAAAUGUGGGCACUGCAGUAACCUAUCAUUUCUCAGCACCAGGCCUCCUCUCCAAGGCCAAUGCCUUGAUCACCAAUUGACUCUUCAGAAGAAACAGGGUUUCUUCAGUGAUGUGAGAAAAUGCCAAUCUUCAUCGUCAUCCUCGUCUACAUCAAGCGAGCCAUUGUCACCAAAAGCACCCUUUGUGGUGAAACCACCUGAGAAGAAACAUCGACUUCCAUCUGCUUACAAUCGAUUUAUGAAGGAGGAGAUACAGCGGAUCAAAGCAGCAAAUCCUGAGAUACCACACAGGGAAGCAUUCAGCACAGCAGCAAAAAAUUGGGCUAGAUACAUUCCAAACUCAGCAGCUGGAUCAGUUUCUGGGAUCAGCAACAGUGAUUGAUGAAGAGAUGAAUGUGUGAGAGGCAAGGCAUAUGCAUGCAAUGGAUGGAGAGAUGUGGGAAGUAGAAGAGCAGUUGAUAAGCAUUAGCUAGACAUGCAUGUGUAAAAUUGGCUAAAUUAACUACCUUCUAUGUCUCAAACUUGAUUAAUUUCUUAAUUGUUGUGUUUGAUCAUGAUUUGGUUUCAUGCAUGUAUGGCAAUGCGUUUCUCUUAUUGAAAUUUUAAGCAAUGGCUAAGGAUUAAUUUC
Manihot esculenta (cassava) is the source of this 1089-nucleotide messenger RNA. Its product is annotated as protein CRABS CLAW. NCBI's taxonomy places the organism in Eukaryota, Viridiplantae, Streptophyta, Magnoliopsida, Malpighiales, Euphorbiaceae. The transcript is spliced from 7 exons. The record is from RefSeq and is a predicted model, not a curated record. Gene Ontology annotation, biological process: multicellular organism development; floral meristem determinacy; cell fate commitment. Gene Ontology annotation, cellular component: nucleus. Bases 124 to 843 code for a protein of 239 amino acids.